CCAGUUGAGUUUGGAACGAUGACUGAAUUUCGAGUGCCGUUGACAGUUAAAAUUCUAACACAUGACCAAUUGAUUGGUAGGCUGAUAGGUCGCGGAGGUUCAAACCUGGCUGAGAUCAAGAAAAGCACGGAGACGAGGAUAACCAUUCCAAAUAGUGCUCCUGGAAGUGGUUGUAAUGGAAGUGGAUUCCACUGCGAAUCCAACGAAGGAGCAACGGAAAUGGAGAGAAUCAUCACAAUAGACGGGGAGAGAAGUAAGACAACUCAGGCAGCUAGAGCCAUGCUAAUCAAGCUCAGGGCAUCCUACGAUCGAGACGUCGAUCAUAUCAUGAAGCAACAAGCCAACAUGCAGUCUCUUUACCCCACAAAUGGAUGGUCCCAUUUCGGGAACCCUUUCAUGGGUGCGGCGCCUCCACCAUCCUACGCGCAUCAGUUCCUGACGUCGCAGGCUGCAGUAGCACCCACUGAUCCCUUCACUCUUGCCCGUCUGGGGGCGGCUCUACCCUCGACCUAUCAGACUAUUCCGUCGAUGUUGGGUGGACAUGGUGGUGCACAGUUCAUGCCUCAAUCACAAGUGAAUGCGUCGUUUGGCACUGGCCACCUCAAUGUGCCACCUCUGCCUGUUCCUCCAAUUUUCUUCGAGCAGAUGCAGGGACAAGAGCCAGUGAUGGUCCAGGAAACGACCUACAUGUAUAUUCACCAUGGUGCGGUUGGUGCUAUCAUUGGCAACAGGGGAGCGAACAUCCACAUGAUUAAACAGCUGUCCCAGGCACAAGUCACAGUGGACACGCAAAGUGAUCAUCAGAGUGCACAGAAGAAAAUCCGAAGCAUAGUGCAAAAGGGCAAAGCCAGUCCAGGACUCAGUGGAUUUUUGCCAGGCUUCGGUGACCCUCAUGUGAACGCUUUUCCGAACAUGGGCACGCCUGUUACGCCUAAAUCGCCUGCCACAAUUGCCGCCUCAGGGUCAUUUAUUAACGCAGCAGUAAAAAUGGCCGGGGGUAUGUCGUUGGGCGCCUCGGCUGCUCCAGGAGCCCCGACAAUGUCCGCUGCCUCAGCUCAACAACUCGUAGCAACUUUAAACAACUGCGUCGCUGCUAAUUCAAAUGCUUCAUUAUCUAAUCACGCGAACACAAUUGCCUCGCCAGUGAUCAAUGUCUCUGCUGCGUUUGGACAAUUUUGACGUAAUUACGUUCAAUGUAAUGUCAAAAUGCAUGGUGCUUCAAAAACUUGAAAACCGCUUUACUACUUUUGACGUACGACACUAAACGCCUUAAACUUGAACAUAUCGUUCGAAAGAUAUGAAACUAAAUUUCAUCUCUCGUGGUACUAUGUUUUGUUUUUCGUUCAGUAUGUAUUUAACUUUCGAUUUAGUGUGGCCGGAGCCAGUCAUGUUUCGAUAUCUUAUUAAAUUUUUAUAUUUAUACCAUUUUCAUGCUUGUCUGCAAAUUGUGUGCCUAGUGAUUUGCUUUCAGUUUUUGCAGAUUAUUUUUCACGAAAACGCUAUUCAGCAUUUUCUCUAAGUUUAUAUUUGAUCAGAAACAUUUCUCCAUUUCAGUGACUCAAUAGCUUCGUUUUGUAGAAUUUUGAUACGAAAAGUUCUGAAAAUUGAUUUAGCCAGUUUCAGCGAAUGCUUAUUUUGAAAGAA
Symsagittifera roscoffensis is the source of this 1644-nucleotide messenger RNA. Its product is annotated as insulin-like growth factor 2 mRNA-binding protein 2. Gene Ontology annotation, cellular component: nucleus; cytosol; cytoplasm. Gene Ontology annotation, biological process: regulation of gene expression; nervous system development. NCBI's taxonomy places the organism in Eukaryota, Metazoa, Xenacoelomorpha, Acoela, Convolutidae. The coding region runs from base 19 to 1179 and encodes 386 amino acids. The transcript is spliced from 5 exons. Gene Ontology annotation, molecular function: mRNA 3'-UTR binding. The record is from RefSeq and is a predicted model, not a curated record.